UAUAUCCUCCAUAGCUUUCUAUCUCUCUGAUACACGAAGAAGUUCAUCAUUGUUUGCUUCCUUACGCAAAAACCUCCAGAAUCCUGUUUUUACAAAGAAACAGAGACUGUUGACUUUAGAGGUUAGAUCUCUAAAGAAAGAUGAAUCACGUACAAUCUGAACAGAGCUUCUACAUUGAGAGCGAAGAUGAAGACUAUAAAAAAGAUUCGGAUGAAGGAGAAGAAGAAGAAGAUGAUGAUCAAAGCCAUUCUGAUUCCUCCGAUGUUAAUGAUGAUAGUCAGAUAACUAAACCAAGCUCAUACUCUACAGCUUGGCCACAGAGUUACAGGCAGUCCAUUGAUCUUUACAGUAGUGUACCAUCUCCCAACAUCGGUUUUCUUGCGAAUAACUCGGUGACGAGAUUUGGAAGCUCUUUCUUGUCUUCUUCGUUGAUAAGGAGACAUACUCCAGAAUCUUUAGCUUCUGUUACAAAGCCUCUGCUCGAAGCAGAUGAACAAGCUCUACCACCACCACCAAAACACAGACUUAGCUCUCAUGGCUUGCUCUCUCCUGCUCCUUCUAGGAGAGGUUCAAUGCGGAAGGACGAGAAAGUAUCCAUGGUCUCUCAUGAGAUUCCAAUGGCCAGCAAUAGCUCAUAUGGACAAGCUGUUCUAAAUGGACUGAACGUUCUAUGUGGAGUUGGAAUACUAUCAACGCCUUAUGCUGCUAAAGAAGGAGGAUGGUUGGGACUAAUAAUACUGUUUAUAUAUGGUUUGCUUUCUUUCUACACUGGUAUACUCCUGCGUUACUGCCUUGACAGUGAGUCUGAUCUUGAGACCUAUCCUGACAUUGGCCAAGCUGCGUUUGGUACCACCGGACGUAUCUUUGUCUCGAUAGUACUAUACUUGGAGCUAUACGCGUGCUGUGUUGAAUAUAUAAUAUUGGAGAGUGAUAAUUUGACUUCAUUAUUUCCAAAUGCUGCCUUCGGUAUUGGAGGAUUUGAGUUAGAUGCACGCCAUCUAUUUGCAUUGCUAACCACUCUCGCUGUUCUCCCCACCGUCUGGCUCAGAGAUCUCAGUGUACUAAGUUAUAUCUCAGCUGGAGGGGUGAUUGCAUCGGUGCUAGUGGUUUUGUGUUUGUUUUGGAUUGGGUUGGUGGAUGAAGUUGGAAUCCACAGCAAAGGAACUACACUUAACUUGUCAACAUUACCAGUAGCUAUAGGGCUAUAUGGUUACUGCUACUCAGGACAUGCUGUUUUCCCCAAUAUUUAUACUUCUAUGGCAAAACCAACUCAAUACCCUGCUGUUCUCCUGACCUGCUUUGGUAUUUGUACUCUCAUGUAUGCCGGUGUUGCUGUUAUGGGUUAUACAAUGUUUGGAGAAGCAACAGAAUCACAGUUUACUCUCAACCUGCCUCAAGAUUUGGUUGCAACUAAGAUUGCUGUGUGGACUACUGUGGUGAACCCAUUUACAAAAUAUGCUUUGACCAUAUCUCCAGUAGCACUGAGUCUUGAGGAACUGAUACCAGAGAGACAUAACAAGUCACAUUGGUACGCCAUUGGCAUUAGAACCGCAUUGGUCUUCUCAACUCUGCUUGUCGGUCUUUCAAUCCCCUUCUUUGGUCUUGUCAUGUCAUUGAUUGGAUCCUUGUUGACAAUGCUCGUUACGCUAAUACUUCCACCAGUUUGUUUCUUGAGCAUUGUACGGGGAAAAGUUACCCGGACACAGAUGCUGCUGUGUGUCUUAAUCAUCAUAGUAGGAGCCAUAUCUUCCGUCGUUGGCUCAUAUUCAGCUCUCUCCAAGAUCAUUCAGAAACUGAGCAUGGGAACAUGA
This is a messenger RNA of Eruca vesicaria subsp. sativa (arugula), 1811 nucleotides long. The record is from the annotation of a GenBank genome assembly. Lineage: Eukaryota; Viridiplantae; Streptophyta; Magnoliopsida; Brassicales; Brassicaceae.